Molecule: messenger RNA, 2595 nt
Organism: Aspergillus aculeatus ATCC 16872
Lineage: Eukaryota; Fungi; Ascomycota; Eurotiomycetes; Eurotiales; Aspergillaceae
Product: Zn(II)2Cys6 transcription factor
Exons: 5
Coding region: 1-2595 (864 amino acids)
Biological process (GO): DNA-templated transcription; regulation of DNA-templated transcription
Molecular function (GO): DNA-binding transcription factor activity, RNA polymerase II-specific; zinc ion binding; DNA binding
Source: RefSeq, a predicted model, not a curated record
AUGACUUCUUCUAAUUCGAGGGCUCUGCGGCCUCUUGCUCCUGCUCCUGCUUCAAGCAUCAGUCCAGUGGCGCAAGACAUCGACGUCAAGCCCAUCAAGAAACGAUCUAAUGCCUGUGAAGCUUGCAAAAGACGGAAAACCAAAUGUCUGGGAGAGGUCCCAUGCGAUAAAUGCCUGCAAGCAGGCACCGAGUGUUGUUUUGUCAAAGAGUCUGACAGACGGAAAAAGCUGGCCCUGCGCCGGCUCGAGCAGGAGCUGAGCUCAGCACACCUGUUACUCGAUCGGAUCCGCGUGGCUUAUGAGAGAAAUUAUAAGACAGAGCUCGGGGAGCUUGUCGAGCUCUUGCAAGAUAGAUCGAACCUGGUUCCGAAGAUUGAAGCCCAAGCGCGGCAGAAACUUCAGGAUGUCCAAGAACAAAUCUCCUUCUAUGAAAGAUUGACGCAAGAGCUGUCGACAAGAUUCAGUUCGGAUGUCUCCGACUAUAUUGCGGAUUCCGUGAAGGCUCUAACGUCGAAAUCCCAUGUCUCAGAAGAGCCCCAACGACCCUGUUCGGCUUCAUCCUCUUCGUCGAUGGGCUCCCUUGAUGAGGUCGACACGCUUAAUGUUGAUGUUAACAGAGACAGACAGAGCAGGUCCACGGGGUUCAUAGGCAAAGGCUCGGAGAUUGCUUGGCUCCAGAGACUCGAUGCCGAAGUCAGUGGCCUUGGAGGUUCGGAUUCGGAGCAGCACGUUCAGCCUAAGAAGGAAAAUUUCGUCUCCCUGAACUACCAUCUCGAUCAUCUGGCGAUCUCCGAACCGAGCCAUGGCGACCUAUACGCCAUGCUGCCCAAGCCGUGGGCGGACCACCUGCUUGAUACCUACUUUUCGUUCACCCACACGUCGUUUCCAAUUCUAAUGAAAUCACUGUUCUACACGCAGUACGAGAGUGUCUCGAGCAAUCGCUGGGCAUCUCCUCGGCCAGGCUGGCUCGUCAUACUCAGCCUAGUCCUUGCCAUCGGAGCCACCCACGUUCAGCUACGCCAGGAACACUGGAAGGGAGAACUCGAGGACCGGAACUUCCUUUCCCAAGCGAUUGCGCUCAAUGAGAAGCAGAGUUCGAUCUUGGACGAUGUGGAUCUCCAACAGGUCCAGAUCCGAGUGCUUUUCGCGCUGUACUAUCUGGGUGCUGGUCAGAUCAGCCGGUCAUGGCAACUGGUGGGCUGCGCGGCCCGCUCUGCUAUAGCAUUGGGGCUUAAUCUCCGAGUGAUCGAUCCAGACUUGGAUUCCGAGUCGAAAGAAUUCCGGUCCCGGCUGUGGUGGUCAAUCGUCGACCUAGAACAAUUGCUCUGUACGGCGACGGGGCGCACGUCGUGCAUCGACUGGCAUUGCUGCAGCGUCACCGCCCCGAUCCCCUUUGACGAGGACCAGCUGCAUGAGUCGGACGCCACCGAUCGUCUGCUGCGGGCCAAAGCCCAGGAGCAGGAGCUCCCCUUCACAUUGCAUGCCAGUCCCCAGCAACUGCAGGAGCGGACCCGAUGGUUGAAGUCUGUGCGGUCCAACAGCUCGCUGUUCUUCUUCUACACCACCGACCUCGCCGUGAUCAGCCAUGCGGCGAUCAGCGCCGUGUAUAGUAUCCAAUCUUUCCCCGACACGCGCAGCGAGUCACGCAACCGGAUCAAAGCGUACCAGCAGAGACUGACCGACUGGCUCUCAUGCAUUGACGAGCCCUGGACAUUUAGUGACAGCCAGGGACACUUCACCGGACACAUCACGUGUCGGGAAGAGGUCUUGCUGGCGUUCAGCUUCUACAGCGCGCAGAUCGUGCUGAACCGGCCCUGCCUCACUCGGCCCGAGGCGCAGAACACAGCUGGCGCCCGGCGCCCCCGCUCCUGGUUCGACAACAGCCGGUCCCUGGUCUGUCUGCAGUCCGCGCUGGAUCUGAUCUCGAUCCUCCCGGACGUGCCGGAUCUGGAGUGGCUGUACACCAUGGGCCCCUGGUGGUCGAUCGUGCAUUACCUGAUGCAAGCAUCGGUCAUCGUUCUGCUGCAGCUGUGCGUGGGCCCCGUCGGGGUCACCGAGCGCGGCGAAACCACCGAGGGCCAAGGGGCCGAGGGCACGGCCGAGGAACCGGAGACGAUCCUUCGGGUGUCGAAGAAAUGUCUCCGGUGGUUGUCGGCCAUGGGCCACCGGAGCUCCAGCGCUCGUAAUGCCUUUUUAAUCUGUGACCGGCUGUUUCGAAAGAUCGCCGCCGCCCAGAAAUUAGACCUGAGCGGCGACUUGCCGGCGUCGUCGGACCUGGCCGACGGAACCGCCGCCGAUACCUUUCAGCACAACUAUAUCAAAUCUCUCAAAACCGGCCACGGGUAUUUACCGCACCAAAAGCCUUGGAGCAGUCGGCCGGUAGAGGAUGGUGAUGAUGAUGGUGGUGGUGGUGGUGGUGGUGGUGGUGGUGGUGGUGAUCAAUUCUGGGGGGCGGAUUUUACAGCACCAGAGGGAGCGAUUGACGAGCGGGACGUCGCGCAGUCGACCUUGGACCCGGCGUUGCUGGAAAUAUAUGAGGCUCUGAUCCGAGACACUCCCACAGGUGAUGAUCUGUUCUUCAGAGACGGUCCUUGA